This is a messenger RNA of Onthophagus taurus, 1266 nucleotides long. RefSeq names its product p21-activated protein kinase-interacting protein 1-like. NCBI's taxonomy places the organism in Eukaryota, Metazoa, Arthropoda, Insecta, Coleoptera, Scarabaeidae. The record is from RefSeq and is a predicted model, not a curated record. Gene Ontology annotation, molecular function: protein binding.
UUUAAUAUUUAUAAAAAAAAAAUCGAACGAUAUCGAUAAAGAAGACACUGACAAUUUUGACAUAUAUUUAAAAACAUAACCAACAAAAAUAAAGUACAUAACCUUUCACGUGGUUAUAAUUGUUAUAAUAAUAACAAAAAUGGUUAAAACAGCUCUUUUCGAAGUAAUUUUAGGCACAUACGAAGAAUUUUUAAUCGGUUAUAAAUUUAACCCAAAAUCACAAGAAUUAGUUCAAAGUUUUGCGUCCCACACGCACUCGAGUAGUUUACGUUGUGUGAGUUUCUCAAAUCCUUACUUAGCAUCAGGAGGAGCGGAUGAUCGGAUAGUAAUUUAUGAUUUAAAAACAAGAAAAGAACAUUGUAUGUUAACACAUCAUAAUGCAACAGUAAAUUGUGUUAAAUUUACCCCUCAACACACUCACUUGAUGAGUGGUAGUGCUGAUGGGAUGUUAUCAAUUACAAGAGUAGGAAAUUGGCAAGUUGAAAAGGUGUGGGAAAAAGCACAUAAAGGAGCUGCAAUAAUCGAUAUUGCAAUUCAUUCAACAGGAAAGUUAGCUUUAACAUUAGGAGCCGAUGGUUCAAUAAGAACUUGGAAUUUAAUAAAAGGUCGACAAGCUUACGCAAUAAAUUUAAAUAGUAAAUAUAAACAAGCCAAGUUAAUGCAAAGUAUAAAUUGGUCCCCAAAUGGAGUUGAUUUUAUCUUAUGUGGAGGUAAUACAAGCGACAUUUGGAGUAUUGAAAGUGGUGGGAUAAAACAUAAUAUCGAACACAAAAAUAAAGUGACUCAUGCCUUAUUUUUUGAUGAAAACACUUUGUUAGUGGGAUUUGAAAAUGGCGAAUUAGCUAAAUUUAGUGCUGAAGGAGAUGAAAUUAAAGUUAUUCAAGCACAUAAUUCGCGAGUUAAAUCCUUAGAUACUCAAAAUGGAUAUAUUGUUACUUGUUCGAGUAAUGGGGAAAUUAAAAUUUUUGAUGUUGAUCUUGAUGAGAUUGUAAAAUGUUCAACUGGAUGUAGGCAUACUUGUUUGGUUAUUAUACCGGGUGAAAUUAAAGAUGAAGUUGAAACUGAAAAUGUUGAGGUUGUAAAAGAAGUAAAGGAAAAGAAAAUUAUAAAAAAAGCUAAAGUUGAAGUUGUUGUUGAGAAAGGUGUUGAAUUGGAAGAUAAUGAACCAAUAAAGAAGAAGAAAAAGGUUGGAUUUAGUACAGAUGGAGGAAAGAAACUUAAAAAGAAAAAGAAUUUAUAAUGUUAAAAUAAAAAAAUACAAACGAA